GCCGAAUAUCAUCUCGAUGAAAGGUUAAAGCAGUUCAAGGACUUCUCUAGCAACGUAAACUGCACGGACACUUUCCUGAAAGUGUUGAAGCACAGAAUGGCGGUGUAUAUUUUCAUUGUCACCGGCUACCAUCGUCACGUCGGGUUUGUCGGAGACUACUAUGCAGAUCCAGGCUUGGCAUCUAUGUCCUGGAAAUCCGGAGAGCCAUAUGGAAGGCCGCGCCAACACAUGAUCAUGUCGGUCGUCAACGUCUUCACCUCCAUGCAACAGCCACUCCUGAAGGAGGACUACACACACCUUUUCCGUGGACUCGCUCCUGACCAAGAAGAGCACAUGACCAAAGUCUGGAAAGCCUUCCAAGCAGAUUUGCAGAAGGUGGAGGAGGAGAUUGACAGACGGAACAAAGAGCGCGAGAUCAUGAACAUAAAUAUGUCUCCCAAGGUCAUCGAGAGCACGGUGUCGAAAUGA
Messenger RNA from Symbiodinium sp. CCMP2456, 468 nucleotides. Lineage: Eukaryota; Dinophyceae; Suessiales; Symbiodiniaceae. The record is from the annotation of a GenBank genome assembly.